Gadus macrocephalus (Pacific cod) is the source of this 9293-nucleotide messenger RNA. RefSeq names its product filamin A, alpha (actin binding protein 280) (gene flna). NCBI's taxonomy places the organism in Eukaryota, Metazoa, Chordata, Actinopteri, Gadiformes, Gadidae. Gene Ontology annotation, biological process: actin cytoskeleton organization. Gene Ontology annotation, molecular function: actin filament binding. The coding region runs from base 312 to 8018 and encodes 2568 amino acids. The record is from RefSeq and is a predicted model, not a curated record. The transcript is spliced from 47 exons.
AGAGAGGAGAGGGAGAUAGAAAAGAGCCGCACACAGGACCCACUAUCUCUUUGCUUUUUACACCGCACCGUGACGGGACCGCGCGGGGAGGAGGACCGCGCACACACACUGCGCUCACUGUGAGCGGCGCACUGAGCGGAGAGGAGACGAGGAGGACGGACCGCAGGACGCAGCAGGACUCUCAUCGAGCCUCAUCCAGACGACAAACUACAACGGGAGAAAGCAAGCGCUUAGAGAGGGAGCGGUCCUGAGUUGAACAGACUCCACCCUUAACCCAGCCAGUGAACGGAGAGACACCCGAGAGCAUAAAAAUGAGUGGCUCCCACCCCCGCCUCCACCAGAGCGCCGCGCCCGCUCCCAACGCUCUCUCCCCCGACAAGGACGCAGAAAUGCCCGCCACGGAGAAAGACCUGGCCGAGGACGCUCCCUGGAAGAAGAUCCAGCAGAACACCUUCACCCGCUGGUGUAACGAGCACCUGAAAUGCGCAAACAAGCGGCUCGCCAACCUCCAGACGGACCUGGGAGACGGACUGCGGCUCAUCAGUCUCCUGGAGGUCCUGUCCCAGAAGAAGAUGUUCAGAAAGUACAACCAGAGGCCGACCUUCCGUCAGAUGCAGCUGGAGAACGUCUCGGUGGCUUUGGAGUUCCUGGACAAAGAGAAUAUCAAGUUGGUCUCCAUAGAUUCUAAAGCCAUCGUGGAUGGGAACCUGAAGCUGAUCCUGGGUCUGAUCUGGACCCUGAUCCUCCACUACUCCAUCUCCAUGCCCAUGUGGGACGAGGAGGAGGAGGCGGACGACUCCGGCCGCCAGAAGACCCCCAAGCAGCGCCUGCUGGGCUGGAUCCAGAACAAGCUGCCCGAGCUGCCCAUCACCAACUUCAGCAAGGACUGGCAGAGCGGCCGGGCACUGGGGGCACUGGUCGACAGCUGCGCUCCAGGUCUCUGCCCUGACUGGGACCAGUGGGACCAGAGCAAGCCGGUGGACAACGCCCGGGAGGCCAUGCAGCAGGCGGAUGACUGGCUGGGGAUCCCCCAGGUGAUCACUCCAGAGGAGAUCGUUGACCCCAACGUGGACGAGCAUUCGGUCAUGACCUACCUGUCCCAGUUCCCCAAAGCCAAGCUGAAGCCCGGCGCUCCCCUGAGACCCAAGCUCAACCCAAAGAAGGCGCGCGCCUACGGACCAGGCGUGGAGCCCACUGGCAACGUGGUGAUGAAGAAGGCGGUGUUCACCGUGGAAACCAUCAGCGCUGGGAUGGGAGAGGUGCUGGUGUACGUGGAGGACCCCGCGGGACACAGAGAGGAGGCUAAAGUGACGGCCAACAAUGAUAAGAACCGCACCUACUCCGUAUUCUACAUUCCCAAAGUCACUGGAAUGCACAAGGUCACGGUGCUGUUUGCAGGACAGCACAUCUCCAAGAGCCCCUUUGAGGUUGAGGUGGGCAUGGCCCAGGGAGACUCCACCAAGGCCACCGCCCAGGGACCUGGCCUGGAGCUGACGGGCAACAUCGCAAACAAGGCCACCUACUUUGACGUUUACACCGCAGGCGCUGGUGUUGGGGAGGUGGAGGUGGUGAUCAUGGACCCCACCGGGAAGAAGAACACGGUGGAGUGCACCAUCGAGGACAAGGGCAACAGCAGCUACCGCUGCACCUACAAGCCCACCCAGGAGGGCCAGCACAUCGUCUACGUCACCUUCGCCGGGGGGGCCAUCAGCAAGAGCCCCUUCACCGUCACCGUGGGAGAAGCCUGUAACCCUAGCCUGUGCAGGGCCAAGGGCCGCGGGCUGCAGCCCAAGGGCCUCAGGGUGAAGGAGACGGCCGACUUCAAGGUCUACACCAAGGGAGCCGGCACCGGGGAGCUCAAGGUCACCAUCAAGGGCCCCAAGGGUCUUGAGGAGCCGUGCAAGAGGAAGGAUCUGGGAGACGGAGUGUAUGGCUUUGACUACUACCCCACCAACCCCGGGACCUACAGCAUCACCAUCACCUGGGGCGGACAGCACAUCCCUCGCAGCCCCAUCGAGGUGAAGAUCGGGGCGGAGGCGGGGCAGCAGAAGGUGCGGGCCUGGGGCCCCGGGCUGGACGGAGGCGUGGUCGGGAAGUCGGCUGACUUUGUGGUGGAGGCGGUCGGCGACAACGUGGGCACGCUGGGCUUCUCCGUGGAGGGGCCCUCCCAGGCCAAGAUCGAGUGUGACGACAAGGGCGACGGCUCGUGCGACGUGCGCUACUGGCCCACGGAGGCCGGCGAGUACGCCGUGCACGUGCUCUGCAACAGCGAGGACAUCCAGCACUCGCCCUUCAUGGCGGAAAUCGUCAACCCGCCGGGGAAAGACUUCUACCCCGACAAGGUGAAGGCCUUCGGUCCCGGUCUGCAGAGCACUGGGCUGGCUGUGGGGAAACCCACAGAGUUCACCGUCGACGCCAAGCUGGGAGGCAAAGCGCCCCUGAAGAUCGUGGCUCAGGACGGGGAAGGGACCCCCGUGGACGUCCAGAUGAAGGACAACGGCAACGGGACGUACGCCUGCACCUACACCCCCCGCAAGGCCCUGAAGCACACGGUGAUGGUCUCCUGGGGCGGGAUCAACAUCCCGGACAGCCCCUUCAGGAUGACCAUCGGCGCCGGCUGCCACCCCAACAAGGUGAAGGUGUCUGGACCGGGAGUGGCCAAGACCGGCCUCAAGGCCUUCGAGCCCACCUACUUCACGGUGGACUGCGCUGAAGCCGGCCAAGGGGACAUCAGCAUCGGGAUCAAGUGUGCUCCCGGAGUGGUGGGCCCGGCCGAGGCGGACAUCGACUUCGACAUCAUCCGCAACGACAACGACACCUUCACCGUCAAGUACACACCGCCCGGCGCCGGCAGCUACACCAUCAUGGUGCUGUUCGCCGACCAGGCCAUCCCGAUGACCCCCAUCAGGAUCAAGGUGGACCCGUCCCACGACGCCAGCAAGGUGAAGGCGGAGGGGCCCGGACUCAGCCGCAGUGGUGUGGAUCUGAACAAGCCGACCCACUUCACGGUCAACACCAAGGGCGCCGGCAAGGCCAAGCUGGACGUGGCCUUCAGCGGGCCGACCAAAGCCGAGGCCGUCAAGGACUUUGAGAUCAUCAACAACCACGACAACACGCACACUGUGAAGUACACGCCUGUGCAGCAGGGUGCUCUAGGGCUGGCUGUGACCUACGGAGGAGACAACAUCCCCAAGAGCCCCUUCAGCGUGGGCGUGGUGCCCUCGCUGGACCUCAGCAAGAUCCAGGUCACCGGCCUCGGCAACAACAUGACCGUGGGCAAGGACCAGGAGGUGACGGUGAAGUCCAAGGGCGCCGGCGGCCAGGGCAAGGUCGCCGCCAAGGUGACCGGGCCUGCAGGAAAGCCUGUGGCCAGCAAGGUGGAGCCAGGCCUGAGCCCGGAGACCAGCCAGGUGAAGUUCAUCCCCCGGGAGCAGGGGCCGUACCAGGUGGAGCUGACCUACGACGGAGCUCCCAUCCCCGGCUCCCCCUUCAAGCCCACCGCCUACCCGGCCACAGACCCGUCCAAGGUGCGGUGUUCCGGCCCAGGCCUGGAGCGGGCCAAGGUGGGGGAGACGGGGGAGUUCGUGGUGGACUGUACCAACGCCGGGCCUGCCGAGCUGACCAUCGAGAUCAUCUCCGACAGCGGCACCGAGGCGGAGGUCCACAUCCAGGACAACGGGGACGGGACCUACACCAUCACCUACAUCCCGCUCUACCCGGGCUCCUACACGCUGACCAUCCGCUACGGGGGCCAGGACGUGCCCAACUUCCCCGCACGCCUCAACGUGGAGCCGGCCGUGGACGCCAGCGGCGUGCGCGUCUUCGGGCCCGGAGUCGAGGGCAAAGGCGUGUUCCGCGAGGCCACCACAGACUUCACGGUGGACGCCCGUGCGCUCACGCAGAAGGGCGGCGACCACAUCAAGACCCUGAUCAGCAACCCAUCAGGCAGCCGGACGGACGCCCUGGUCAGGGACCUGGGAGACGGGACCUACAGCGUGGAGUACACGCCCUACGAGGAGGGACCCCACAGCGUGGAGGUGGCCUACGACGGCAGUCCGGUUCCCAAGAGCCCGUUCCGCGUGGCGGUCUCGGAGGGCUGUGACCCGGGGCGCGUGCGUGUGCACGGCCCGGGGCUGAAGGGGGGCAUCACCAACAAGGCCAACAAGUUCACCGUGGAGACCCGCGGGGCCGGCACCGGGGGGCUCGGCCUGGCCGUGGAGGGGCCCUCGGAGGCCAAGAUGUCGUGCACCGAUAACAAGGACGGCAGCUGCAGCGUGGAGUACAUCCCCUACGAGGCGGGCACCUACAACCUGAACAUCACCUACGGCGGCCAGCCCAUCACUGGGAGCCCGUUCUCCGUGCCGGUCAGCGACACAGUGGACAGCACCAAGGUGAAGUGCCAGGGGCCCGGCCUGGGGGCCAACGUCAGGGCCAACGUGCCUCAGGCCUUCACCGUGGACGCCUCCAAGGCGGGCGUGGCCCCGCUGCAGGUCCGCGUGCAGGGACCCAAGGGUAAGGGCCCCCGCAGGGUAGGGGUCCCCCAGGACACCCGUGCGUGUGCGUGUGCGUGUGUGUGGUUGAUGACUCUCGUGUGUGUGUGUGUAGGUCUGGUGGAGCCCGUAGAGCUGGUGGAUAAUGGGGACCAGACUCACACCGUCAACUACGUCCCCACAAAGGAGGGGCCGUACUCCAUCAACGUGCUCUAUGCCGAUGAGGAGAUCCCCCGCAGCCCCUACAAGGUGAAGGUGCUGCCCACCCACGACGCCAGCAAGGUGCGUGCCAGCGGGCCGGGCCUCAACACCACCGGGGUGCCCGCCUCGCUGCCCGUAGAGUUCACCAUCGACGCCAAGGACGCCGGAGAGGGCCUGCUGGCCGUGCAGAUCACGGACCCAGAGGGCAAGCCCAAGAAGGCCAACAUCCGGGACAACCAGGACGGGACGUACCUUGUGUCCUACGUCCCGGACAUGACGGGCCGCUACACCAUCCUCAUCAAGUACGGCGGGGACGAGAUCCCCUACUCGCCCUAUCGCAUCCGCGCCCUGCCCACCGGGGACGCCAGCAAGUGCAGCGUCACAGGCGCGGGCGUGGGGCCCACCAUCCAGAUCGGAGAGCAGACGGUGAUCACGGUGGACGCCAAGGCGGCGGGGAAGGGCAAGGUGACGUGCAGCGUGUGCACGCCGGAGGGGGUGGAGCUGGACGUGGACGUGGUGGAGAACGAGGACGGCACCUUCGACAUCUUCUACACGGCGCCGCAGCCCGGGGAGUACGUGAUCUGCGUGCGCUUCGGCGGCGAGCACAUUCCCAACAGCCCCUUCCAAGUGACGGCGCUGGAAGGUGCGCCGUCAGACCAGUGCAUUCAGACGAGCCAAAUGCCCCAGUACUACGUUCCACAAUCCUGGGCCACCGACCGACCCCUGGGCAUGAAUGGCAUGGAUGUGGCCGGCCUGAGGCCCUUCGACCUGGUCAUCCCCUUCACCAUCCAGAAGGGAGAGAUCACCGGAGAUGUCCGCAUGCCGUCCGGCAAGGUGGCCAAGCCCGACAUCGCCGACAACAAGGACGGCACGGUCACGGUGAAGUACGCCCCGGUGGAGGCCGGGCUUCAUGAGAUGGACAUCAAGUACGACGGGAUCCACAUCCCCGGGAGCCCGCUGCAGUUCUACGUGGACUACAUGAACAGCGGUAACGUCAGCGCCUACGGGCCGGGCCUCAUCCACGGGACGGUCAACAAGCCCGCCGUCUUCACGGUCAACACCAAGGACGCAGGAGAGGGUGGGCUGUCCCUGGCCAUCGAGGGGCCAUCCAAGGCAGACAUCAGCUGCGUGGACAACCAGGACGGGACCUGCACCGUGUCCUACCUGCCCGUCCUGCCGGGAGACUACAGCAUCCUGGUGAAGUACAACGACAAGCACAUCCCCGGGAGCCCCUUCGCCGCCAGGAUCACUGGGGACGAUUCCUUGAGGAUGUCUCAACUGAAGGUGGGCUCGUCCGCUGACAUCCCGUUGGACAUCGGCGACCUGGACCUGAGUCAGCUGACGGCAUCUCUGACCACGCCCUCUGGCCGCGAGGAGCCCUGCCUGCUGAAGAUGCUCCGCGACGGACAUGUUGGCAUCUCGUUCUUCCCCAAGGAGAUCGGCGAGCACCUGGUGAACAUCAAGAAGAGCGGCCGCCACAUCCCGAGCAGCCCCAUCGCCGUGAUGAUCAGCCAGUCGGAGAUCGGCGACGCCAGCCGCGUGCGCGUCAGCGGCCAGGGCCUGAGCGAGGCCCGCACCUUCGAGCCCGCCCAGUUCAUCAUCGACACGCGCAACGCAGGCUACGGGGGUCUGAGUCUGUCCAUCGAGGGCCCCAGUAAGGUGGACAUCAACACGGAGGACCAGGAGGACGGGACCUGCAAGGUGACCUACUGCCCCACCGAGCCGGGGAACUACAUCAUCAACAUCAAGUUCGCAGACCAGCAUGUUCCAGGAAGUGCGUUCACAGUCAAGGUGACGGGCGAGGGCCGGAUGAAGGAGAGCAUCACGAGGAAGAGGAGAGCGGCAUCGGUAGCCAACGUGGGCAGCCAGUGUGACCUCAGCCUCAAGAUCCCAGAGAUCAGCAUAGCCGACAUGACGGCGCAGGUGACCAGUCCCUCGGGACAGGUGCACAAGGCGGACAUCAUGGAGGGGGAGAACAACACCUACUGCAUCCGCUUCGUGCCCACGGAGACCGGCGUGCACACGGUGUGCGUCAAGUACAACGGCUCCCACGUGCCCGGCAGCCCCUUCCAGUUCACCGUGGGGCCCCUGGGAGAGGGGGGCGCCCACAAGGUGCGGGCCGGGGGGCCGGGUCUGGAGCGAGCCGAGGCUGGGGUACCAGCCGAGUUCAGCAUCUGGACCAGAGAGGCGGGCGCCGGGGGCCUCAGCAUCGCGGUGGAGGGGCCCAGCAAGGCGGAGAUCGCCUUUGAGGACCGCAAAGACGGGUCCAGUGGAGUGUCCUACAUCGUGCAGGAACCUGGUGACUACGAGGUGUCCAUCCGCUUCAACGACGAGCACAUCCCCGACAGCCCCUUUGUGGUGCCUGUGGCCUCGCCCUCGGACGACGCCCGCCGCCUCACUGUUGCCAGUCUUCAGGAGUCGGGCCUGAAGGUGAACCAGCCGGCGUCGUUCGCCGUCAGCCUGAACGGCGCCAAGGGCGUGAUCGACGCCAAGGUCCACAGCCCGUCCGGAGCGCUGGAGGAGUGCUGCGUCACCGAGAUCGACCAAGAUAAGUACGCAGUGCGGUUUAUCCCCAGAGAGAACGGCCUGUAUCUCAUCGACGUCAAGUUCAACGGCAGCCACAUCCCCGGCAGUCCCUUCAAGAUCCGCGUGGGGGAGACGGGGCAGGCCGGAGACCCGGGCAUGGUGUCGGCCUACGGAGCCGGCCUGGAGGGGGGCACCACAGGCACUGCUUGUGAAUUUGUGGUGAACACCAGUAACGCGGGCCCCGGGGCCCUGGCGGUGACGAUCGACGGGCCCUCCAAGGUGAAGAUGGACUGUGUGGAGUGUUCAGAGGGCUACCGGGUGACCUACACCCCCAUGGCCCCUGGCAACUAUCUCAUCUCCAUCAAAUACGGCGGGCCCUACCACAUCGGAGGCAGCCCCUUCAAGGCCAAGAUCACCGGUUCCAAGUUGGUGUCCAGUCACAGCAUGCAUGAGACCUCCUCCGUGAUGGUGGACCCCGUGACCCGCGCCAUCAGUGGCACCCAGCAGGGGGUCCCCCCUAAAUCGGACGCCACCAAGGUGGUGGCCAAGGGCGUCGGGCUCACCAAGGCCUACGUCGGACAGAAGAACAGCUUCAGUGUGGACUGCAGCAAAGCAGGGCGGAACAUGCUUCUGGUCGGGGUGGACGGCCCCAAGGUGCCCUGUGAGGAGAUCCUGGUCAAACAUCUGGGUAACCGGAUGUACAACGUCAGCUACCAGCUGAAGGACAAGGGGGAGUACGUCCUGGUGGUCAAGUGGGGAGACGACCACAUCCCCGGCAGCCCCUACCACAUCACCGUCUGACACCACCCACUGCACCACUCAUUCCCAGCAACUGAAAUCCUUCAUUAUAUUAUAUAACUAUCAUUGCCUGUGAUAUUGCUGUUUACAAAUUCUUUGCCUCUUGUGUUAACGUUGAAAUACCAGGAUUCCCAGUUUCGUCAAACUCGCCUGUGUCGUGGUUUGCACAAAUUCAGUGUUUGCUGUUCGGCAAAACAAGGCGCGUUCCGGUGAUGCGUCGUCUGUUUUGAGCGUUGCGUAGCCGCUACAAGGGUUCCUGUACGGCGAGGGGAACUCAGUGAGUUGGCGUAGCCAAAACACUGAGCCGCUUUCCAAGAAGUCCCUCAGUCGGAACGCGCCUAAUCGAAAUAUUUGGAAUUCAGAUAUCCCCUACUGCCAUUUUUAUUUUUAUUUUUUACAAAAAAAGGGUAUCCUUUCACACUGAAUAUUAUCACUACAUGUGGCACCUCUAUCAUCCUCUACAUCCCUAUCCAAAUCAUGUCCCCAUGUCGUCACGUGUUCAAACAUGGACAAUGUCAAUGGUUAUUCCUAGCGCUGUGGUUUAGUAAAUACAGUGGUGGCCUGAAUCCAGUCAGUGUGUUGAUUGUAAUGCUCGCCAACUUGCUCCCUCAUGUUUAAUCUGCUGCUAGUGUGAUCCAUUUAGGCACUCCUAUUUUGAAACUUUAACUCAUGAUAAGAUUGAGGAAAGGUCUACUGGCAAAGGAAGGGUGUGUGUAAAGUAUUGCGUGGAGCGCAGGGGUGUGGCUCUCCAUGUCGCUGGCUGGAGCCGAGGUUCUGAGGACAACAAAGUGUUUAGAGUAGCGUCCAGGCCUUAUGCUUCCUACACCUGCCUGACACUGAUUAGGUUUCAGGAUGUUCUUUCUCACAGGAUCCAGAAGUAUUCUAUGCUGCCUUGUUUUACAGCUCGCACACAGGGAAUGGAAACACCUGAAGACUAGAGGAACUGAGCGGAAAUAAGAAAGUUGAAGGCUUUCCAUGUCUUACUGUUUCAUACAGACAUGUUGGUUUGGGUACAACAGAAGGGACAUUUCUAGAGAGGGGCUUUGCAGGAGGAUAUUUGUUGUGAAAUUGAAUCACCUGAAGAGAGGGACCUUAACAAGAAAUGAGAACAAAUGUUGCUUAGUUUUUCCUGCACCCAUUCCGCUGCCACGCCCUUUUUCUUUGGCUUUGUGUGUACUCAGUAUUUUUGAAAAACAAAUUGAAUCGUCUUGAAAAAAUAAUGGGCUUUUAAAGUGUUUGUAAGACAGUAUUUUGAUAAACAAUAAAGUUGUCUACGUA